AUGAGGCUUAACCCCACCAAAUGUGCAUUCGGGGUGGCUUCGGGCAAAUUCCUGGGCUUCAUGAUCAGCCAGAGGGGUAUUGAGGCCAAUCCAGAAAAGAUCCAGGCCAUCUUAGACAUGACGGUACCUAAGACGGUCAAAGAUAUCCAAAACCUUACAGGGCGUGUCGCAGCCCUGACCAGAUUUAUCUCCAAAGCCACUGACCGCUGCGCCCCAUUCUUCAAGGCCCUUAAAGGCACCAAAAGAAACAUCACCUGGACUGCUGAAUGCGACACGGCUUUCAGCAAGCUCAAGGAGUAUAUGGGCCGGGCCCCUUUAUUGUCAACCCCUGAGCACGGAGACAUCCUCGUGAUUUAUCUCUCUAUCUCAGCUUCGGCUGUUAGCUCUGUGCUCAUCCGAUCAAAAGAUAACGCGGAGCACCCGGUGCAUUAUGUUAGUAAAGCAUUGCAAGAUGCCGAAGUUCGGUACCCGGACAUUGAAAAAUUGGCGUUCGCCCUGAUCGUCUCGGCAAGACGCCUCCGACCAUAUUUCCAAGCUUACAUCAUCCAUGUCUUAACCAACCGCCCGCUCCGACAGGUGUUGCAGAACCCAGAAACUUCUGGGAGGCUGGUCAAAUGGGCCAUUGAACUGGGCGAGUUUGAUCUUCAUUACAAACCCCGCCCGGCCAUGAGGGGACAGGCCGUUGCUGACUUCUUAUCCGAAUUCACGGAGCCUCCGGCUUCGGUAGCUAUCCAGCCCACAACCGAACCCAAUCCCCCUCCCAGCCAGGACCAAAACCCCACCGAAGGCAAUCUCGACCUAACCCAGCCCCUGUGGACCUUAUUCGUAGACGACUCUUCUAAUGCCCAGGGCUGUGGGGCCGGCCUCGUUCUCAUCUCCCCAGACAAGGUUGCCCUCGAGUACGCCCUUCGCUUCAAAUUCCAAGCCUCCAACAAUGAGGCCGAAUACGAAGCACUCUUAGCUGGUCUUCGAUUAGCCAAAGAGAUGGAUGCCAGGCAAAUUCAGAUAUUUAGCGAUUCACAACUCGUGGUCCACCAGGUCAACCAGGACUUCACGGCUAAGGAUGCCUCUAUGACGGGCUACCUCCAGCACGCUCGGCACUUGCUGGCAACCUUCCAAGCCCACUCUAUCAAGCAAGUGCCGCGCUCCGAGAAUAGCCAUGCCGAUGCACUAGCCAGGUUGGCAUCAGCCCUGGAGCAAGGAAUGGGUCGCCACAUCCACAUCGAGUUUUUGGCCCAGCCCAGCACACAAGCCCCACUCAUCUGCACUAUUGAUCACAGCCCUACAUGGAUGGACCCCAUCCUCCAGUUCUUACAGAACCAAACACUACCGGCUAAUCCGGCAGAAGCACGAAGCGUUCGCCAUCGCUCCGCCCGUUACUUGAUCAUUAACGGCUCCUUAUACAAGCGUGGUUUCAGCCUUCCUUACCUUCGAUGCCUGACUCCAGAGGAGGGUCACUAUGUCCUCCGAGAAAUCCAUGAAGGCAUCUGCGGCAACCACUCGGGCGCACGCUCGCUAGCCCAUAAGGCAAUCCGCCAAGGAUACUUCUGGCCUUCACUCCACACUGACGCCCAGGCCUUCACCCAGAAAUGCGACAAGUGUCAGCGAUUUGCCAACAUCCCACAACUCCCGGCUGAACCGUUGACUGCAAUGGUCAGCCCUUGGCCAUUUGCCCAAUGGGGACUGGAUCUCAUUGGACCGAUGCCAAAGGGCAAGGGCCAAGUCAAGUAUGCAGUUGUGGCCGUGGACUACUUCACCAAGUGGGCUGAGGCCGAGGCCUUGGCCACCAUCACUGCGGCUCGCAUCGAAUCCUUUGUGUGGCAAAACAUUGUAUGUCGCUUCGGCAUCCCCAACUCCAUCGUCACCGACAAUGGCCGGCAAUUUGACAACGCCAAAUUCAAACAAUUUUGUUCCAACCUCAAGAUUCGUCUGUGUUUCGCCUCCCCAGCCCAUCCACAGUCCAAUGGCCAGGUCGAAGCCGUGAACAAAAUCAUCAAGAAGACCCUCAAGACAAAACUUGAUAGAGCCAAGGGCUGCUGGCCAGAACUACUCCCAGAAGUACUCUGGUCCUACCGCACCACCUUCCGCACAUCCACGGGUGAAACGCCGUUCUCCCUAUCAUUUGGAACCGAGGCCGUGGCUCCGGUAGAGAUUGGCCAGCCCACAUACCGAACCUCCACUUACGAUGCCACGGCCAAUGACGAGCAGUUGGCCCUCAACCUCGACUUCAUUGACGAACUCCGGGACCAAUCGAGCAUGCGCAAUGCCGCGUACAAGCAACGCAUCGCCAAAUACUAUGACUCCCGAGUCAAGCCCCGCGCUUUCAAAAUGGGGGACUGGGUCAUGCGCAAGGUUUCCUUGGCUACCAAAAAUCCUAACGAAGGUACCCUCGGCCCUACAUGGGAAGGUCCUUACGAGAUUAUCAAAAUCUGCCGCCCCGGCACUUAUCAGCUUCGUGAUUCCACAGGCAAGACGCUGCCUCACUCGUGGAAUGCUGACCACCUCAAGUAUUAUUACAAGUAA
Prunus persica (peach) is the source of this 2523-nucleotide messenger RNA. RefSeq lists its product as uncharacterized. Lineage: Eukaryota; Viridiplantae; Streptophyta; Magnoliopsida; Rosales; Rosaceae. The transcript has a single exon. Bases 1 to 2523 code for a protein of 840 amino acids. Gene Ontology annotation, biological process: DNA integration. Gene Ontology annotation, molecular function: nucleic acid binding; RNA-DNA hybrid ribonuclease activity. The record is from RefSeq and is a predicted model, not a curated record.